Molecule: messenger RNA, 4966 nt
Organism: Phyllostomus hastatus (greater spear-nosed bat)
Lineage: Eukaryota; Metazoa; Chordata; Mammalia; Chiroptera; Phyllostomidae
Gene: STARD7
Product: StAR related lipid transfer domain containing 7
Exons: 8
Coding region: 1950-3074 (374 amino acids)
Molecular function (GO): lipid binding
Source: RefSeq, a predicted model, not a curated record
UGUUAGGUCAGAGAUGUUACAAUCUGAACAAAAAAGUGGUAGAGAAAAUGGUAUAAACUGAUUUUUAAAAUUCUGAGGAAGUGAUAGGUAGAUGCAGAAAUGGAGACAGCAGGCACAUUUAUGCUAUCCUUUUAAAAACGAAAUCUAAGCUGUGAAAGGAGAGGGGUGUGGUAUUUGAAAAGAGUUAAAGCUUCUUUAUUUUUAGGCUUUAGAAGAUGGGCUUGAUUGUGGUUAAACCGAAAGGGGCAGGGGAGAUGGGGAAAUGGCGGGGCUGGAGGGGCUCCGCUGGACUUCUGAGCACUCAUGUUGAUGAACAAAACAAAAUGAAAACAGAAACUAAACAAGAAGACCAAGCAGAAGUUGUAAGCUGUAAUCAAGGGAAACAAGACAGUAGGAAAGUUCGACCUCUCUGCCAGCGGCCCCCUCCCGGCCAGCUGACCGCCACAGAGAAAAGCCUGGCUCGACAAAGCAUCAGACACUAUUUUCUGUUAUAUACCCACUUCUCCUUCCUUGCUAUGAAGGGAAAGCAAACAUCAAUACCAAUACCCAGAGUAAGAUCAGACAGUCUGCAUAGGAUACAUGUAAAUUUCAACUCCCACUAAAGCAUGAUUUUCUCUUUCUCUUUUUGGAAAAAACAUCCUUUAUUAAGAACAUCUAAAAUUCCUCCACCAGCUAUGGUCAGAGUUAAAUUCUGAUGCACUGCCUUGGAACGAGCACAGCCCCCUUCACAUGAUGAUGUCCCUGGACAGCAUCUGUUUGCUUGUUUGUCAGUAAGGUUCUUACUGUAAGUGCAGGGGCGGGGGUGGGGUGAAGGCAACGAUGUAGUGCAAGGUUUUCCUUUUGGACAUCCAGCAGCUUCACUUUUUUGAAGUUGGAGACAGAAUAGUCCUUGAAUGCCUUUCGAGAUCAUUUAGGCAGGCUGUCCAUGGCUGCUGCAAAGUAGGUUUAGGAAACCUGUUCACUUCCUCACGCUGUGCAAGUAACUCCAAAGGGUUACCUCAUUUCCAGGCUGAGGCGCGCCACCAGCUCACCUGGCUCUCCAGAAAGUGUCCUGGGCUCUAAGGAGGUAGACCCUCCAACUCCCCUCCCGACCGCUCUUCCACAAAGGUUAGACGAGUGCACAGACUCCGACCCCGGGGACCCGCUGGGCGCCCCGCAUACCAGAAUCGGUUCCGAAGCAGUCUGCCGGGGAGUCCGAGGAAGGUGUGGUGGCAGCUGCCACCAGGCCUCAGCAGGUUCUCCUUUCACCAAAGGCGACUAUACCGUCCCCCUUACCUGGGCACCCCUCGUGGUCCCGCAGAGGCAAUGCCAAGGCUCCAUACUACCCUAGGCUCAAAUCAGUGAGUAGGGAGACCCAACACUACGUAGGACUCCGAAGGCACCAGGCUGUAGCCCUUCCUCCGCGGGGCAGUACUUGGUGGCCCGAAGAUGGCGGCGACGACUGGGCCAGACGGUCAUUCCUCAGGGCGCCCUUGACUGGCUCCCGCCGCAGCGCCACCUAUCUUGCUAGACUGGGGCCUAGGCGCGUGAGCAAAGGGCGAGAAGAAACGGUGAUGAGCGCUCGGCGGGGCGAAUCAGCAGCGAGGAGCUCUGGCAGAGCCCAAUCAACGCCCAAGAGGCGGUGACACGAAUAGGUUGCUAGUGGGCUGCUUGUGUGGCGAACGCCGAACGCCAGGUGUCGAGCACUCCGUCUCGCCGCUUCGCACGCGGUCUGCACCACGACUACUGAGAAUAUUGAGGAGCCUGGUGGCUGCUGACCGCCCGGUUCCCGACACCGGCCUAGGAGCGCCUCCUGCAGCGGUCCUGGACCACCUCCUUUAAGGGUACCCUUCCUCAGUGGUUGCUGCAGAGAGACAUGACGGGUUCGGCGCCGGCCAAGUAGGAGAGUCGGCGGAGACCACGAAGUCCUCCCGGACUCGUUCCUCCGUCCAAGGAGCGGGGCAGACGGCAUGUUCCCGCGGAGGCUGGCGGGCGCGGCGGCGGCAGCGGCGCGUGCUGUGCCGCGGAGUUGGGGCCUGCUCGCCCUCCUAGCCAAUCAGUGUAGCUUCGUGACGGGCCUGCGCGUGCGGCGCGCGCAGCAGAUCGCGCUGCUCUACGGCCGCCUCUACUCGGACAGUGCGCGCCGGGUCCUCCUUGGCCGCCUGUGGCGCCGGCUGCGGGGCCGCUCGGGCCAUGCCUCGGCGGUGAUGGCAGCGCUUGCGGGCGUCUUCGUGUGGGACGAGGAGCGUAUCCAAGAAGAGGAGUUGCAGAGAUCCAUUGAUGAAAUGAAACGGUUGGAGGAAAUGUCAGCUAUGUUUCAGAGCCCUGGGGUUGAGCGCCACCCGCCAGAACCAAAAUCCCAAACAGGAGGGAGUGAAGCUGCAGGGGCCAAAGAGCAACCUUGGGAAAUGGUGAUGGAUAAGAAACACUUUAAGCUGUGGCGGCGCCCUAUUGCAGGCUCCCAUCUUUACCAGUACAGAGUUUUUGGAACCUACACAGAUGUGACACCCCGGCAGUUCUUCAAUGUUCAGCUGGAUACAGAGUAUAGAAAAAAGUGGGAUGCCCUGGUGAUCAAGCUGGAAGUGAUCGAGAGAGACGUGGUUAGUGGUUCUGAGGUUCUUCACUGGGUAACACAUUUUCCUUAUCCAAUGUACUCACGGGACUAUGUUUAUGUUCGGCGGUACAGUGUGGAUCAGGAAAACAAUGUGAUGGUGUUGGUGUCACGUGCUGUGGAGCACCCUAGUGUGCCGGAGUCCCCAGAAUUCGUAAGGGUCAGAUCAUAUGAAUCCCAAAUGGUUAUCCGUCCUCACAAGUCAUUUGAUGAGAAUGGCUUUGACUACUUGUUGACAUACAGUGACAAUCCCCAGACUGUGUUUCCUCGCUACUGUGUUAGUUGGAUGGUUUCCAGUGGCAUGCCGGAUUUCCUGGAGAAGCUGCACAUGGCCACCCUGAAAGCCAAGAACAUGGAGAUCAAAGUAAAGGACUAUAUCUCAUCUAAGCCUGUGGAAAUGGGUAGUGAAGCCAAGGCCACCACCCCGUCUUCUGAACGGAAGAAUGAGGGUAGUUGUGGCCCUGCCCGGAUCGAGUACGCUUGAACAGGGUUUGGAAUAAGGGGGGACAGGCUGCUUCUGGCCCUGUCUCAGUCCCUAGCAUUCUGCUGCAGGAGGGGGACAUGUACUAAAAGACGUCUGCUGUAACCACCCGUGCAGAAUAAUUCAGUAACUGAUGUCCGAUUUCAUUCAGAGCGCUCUUUGCUCUUUGUCAAAACAGAGGAGGAGGCAUCAAUGGGGGCAUUGUCAUAUUCUCAGGCCAAGCAUGUUGCUGUUCAGUAUGUCAGUGAGCUAAUCUAGAACACACCUCAGGCCAGAAGGAGAUCGCUUGUUUUUGCUCCCUCUGAGUAGUUUCCUCUGCCAACAUUCCAGUUUCCACCAUCAGUUCUGCAUUUGGACUUCCUUUAUUUUAAAGGUCCAACUGGAAAGUGAAGUUGGCUGGUUGAUGUUUCACUUGGUUCAGUGAGGGGUCAUCGGGAGUUCUCUUGAUAACUGCCCUAGUGUUGAAUGGACGUGCACUAUUGCUUGGCAGUGUUAAGUGCCUUGUCCUCGCCUUGCUAUCUUCAGGGACAUAAAGUUUGUACCAGGAAAUUUCUUUCUUUGCCUCCCAGAUACCACCCAUUGACUACCCAAAGCCAUUUCCUUUCGACUAGCUAGCUCUUCUCUAUUCACGCACUGUGUUCAUGUGGCUUGGCACCUCAUUCCUUGGCUCAUUUACCGAGAACACUGGGAAACGAUUCCUUUCAUACAGUAGCUUUCUGUGUUACUGUUUUGAUAGAGUAAGUAGAAAUGUUCAAAACAUCACACAUUAAUACUUUUUAAUCUUUGUGUCAAAAAAUAGGAAUUGGAGAAUUGUACAGAAUUUCUUUAGUCCCACUGUCCUGAAAACACCGUUCUGAUUCAGGCAUUAUUUUUCAUGCUUCACAUUUCACUGGAUGCUGAGAACUUGUCCAUGUCAGAAGGCUAAGCAAAGGAGUGAGAUUGGGCCCCUCCCCGGAGCUCUCAGACCUGUAAAUAAGCUCUGUGACCCAAAGGGUGAAAUUUUGCCCCAAACACUAAUAUAAUGGGUUUAUAUGACCCUCUUGUUCCUCUGAAAUUUUUUGCUCCUUCAGAGAUAAAAUAGAAGCAAACUGUGCUCUUUGGAUGAAGUCACAGCCAGAGGGUACCAGUCUGGCCUUGCCGACUCUGCCGACGGUCGUGGUGCCAUCUGAUGGGAGAAUAGGGAUCAAGUUUUAAAUCCUCUUUCCCCUUUUUUUUUAGAAUUUAAAUGAUGAAAUUUCCCCAUUUUUUUCCCUACUUGGAUCUAAACCUGAGACUAACUUAAGCCCCUCAACCUUUUUGUUGCCUGUGAAGAUUUGUGCCAAGGAAAUAACUACCCAGUGUUUCCUGUCUUGCCUCCUCUGAGUCAUUGGCAGAGCAGAGAUGCAGCAAGCAGCCUCAGCUCCCCCCACUUUUUUUAUCCUCACUCGAGGACAUUUUUUCAUUACUUUUAGAGGGAAAGAAACAUCAAUUGGUUGCCUCCCGUAUGCACCUGGACCGGGGGUCGUGUGUACCUGGACUGGUGAUUGAAUCUGCAACCUUUCUUUAGGUUAUGAGAUGACGCUCCAGCCAACUGAGCCGCAUCAGCCAGGAUCCCUAGCUUCUUUCACUGAUCAGUUCUCUGUUCUCACCCCUAGAACCUGGUAAGCCAGGGAAGUGGCCCUGGGUUAUGUCUGCACUUAGCACCUGUGAUUGUCAGGGUGUGGGUGGCUGUGGGCAAGAGUGUGCAUGAGCACGCAGGUGUUAAGGAGCUCUGUGUUGCUCAUGUUUCGAUUUGGGGGAAUUUGGCUGCACUUGGAGUCGAUCUGUACAGUUACUUAUGUCAUCGUAAUGAUUUCACUCCUAACUGAUAUUUUUACCAUAUGUGUGAAUAAAUAUAUAAAGAUUGGUAUAAAAGA